This is a messenger RNA of Pollicipes pollicipes, 1600 nucleotides long. Its product is annotated as partitioning defective 6 homolog gamma-like. The record is from RefSeq and is a predicted model, not a curated record. Gene Ontology annotation, biological process: centrosome cycle. Bases 110 to 1006 code for a protein of 298 amino acids. Gene Ontology annotation, molecular function: protein binding. The transcript is spliced from 7 exons. Lineage: Eukaryota; Metazoa; Arthropoda; Thecostraca; Pollicipedomorpha; Pollicipedidae.
AUAGCGAUAACAGUCGGAGCGCUGGCUAAGUAUCGCGGGCGGAGCACUUGGGCUGCUGAAGGCGAGGGAUAGUUAAUUUUUAGGCAGCAACAACUGGAAAGGGUGAAACAUGUCUAAACAUUAUCAAAAGAUGCAGUCUGGGCAUCCUCUUUCUCCACUCAUAGAGGUGAAAUCAAAGUUCGACGCAGAGUUCCGACGCUACAGUAUAGAGCGGGGUAAGAUGAAGCGCUUCGACGAGCUGUACCAGCUGCUGCAGCGGCUCCACUUCCUGGAGGACAUCCCGUUCACGGUCAGCUACACCGACCCCAAGGACGGCUACCUGCUGCCCAUCAACAAUGACGACAACUUCGCCAAGUCGCUGGAGUGCGCCCGGCCGCUGCUCAGGAUCAUCCUGCAGCGAAAAGGGGAGAACAUGUGGGACGUCAGCGGGUCUUCCACCAUGAAGAGGGGCAAGUUCUUGCCGCAGCUGAUCGGCUCGCCGAAGGCCAAGCCGCCCAUCUCCUACCCGGAGGACUUCCGUCAGGUGGCCCAGAUCAUCGACGUGGACAUCGUGCCGGAGCGUUGCCGGCGCGUGCGCUUGCUUAAGCACGGCUCCGAGAAGCCGCUGGGCUUCUACAUCCGGGACGGCACCAGUCUGCGCGUGACGCCCACCGGGCUGGAGAAGGUGCCGGGCAUCUUCAUCUCGCGGCUGGUGCCGGGCGGUCUGGCGGAGAGCACGGGGCUGCUGGCCGUCAACGACGAGGUGCUCGAGGUGAACGGCAUCGAGGUGGCCGGCAAGACACUGGACCAGGUGACUGACAUGAUGGUGGCCAACUCGUCGAACCUGAUCGUGACGGUGAAGCCGGCCAACCAGCGCUACCCGCUGGAGGCGGAGCGGGGCAGCAGCGCGCGCACCUCCCAGCUGAGCCGCGCGUCGGCCCACUCGGCCCACACGUCGCGCAGCUCCGACGACGGCGACGACAUCUCGCUGCUGGCCUCCCGCUCCGACGGCGUGCUCCACCUGUGAGGCGCGCCGCCGCCCGCGGCUGGAGCGGGCCGCCGCUCCGGCGCUCCUGGCUGGUGUCGGGGGAGAUGCGGCGCCACCGAGCGGCGGCGGAGAGGCGUGGCGCCGCUGGGUGACGUCACUGGUGCUGCGAUCCCGGGCAGCGACGCCGCCGGUUGUACCACAUUGGUGCAUUCCUCUGCCGCCGCGGCCGCCGCCGUGGUGCAUUUCUCGGGAGUGACGUCACUUGUGCUGGAUUCCUGAGGAGUGACGUCACCAGCGGCGCGACUCGGAGGAGUGACACAGCCGGUUGUGCCACGUUGGCAAUGACGUCACUGGAGAUGUGCGUCUGCGCGAUGACGUCACUGGGGUCGCACCUCUGACGAUUACGUCACUGGUACCGCGCCUGCAAGCAGAACAGGUGUGAGUGCCACCGAGAACGGUCCCGACCGUAUUAGGCGCCGUGGUGCCAGCCUUUUGAUGCCUGGCCAACUUUUGCCGGCCGAUCAUGAGCCUUUUGAACUUGGCGCGAGCAGAAAGUCGUGCCCGCUCCUUCCAUUGCGCAGCUCUGUUGGUUGUUAUGCUGAACGCGCCGAUGUAUUUGGCCGCCCAGUUCCG